AUGGCGGAUCUCUUCACGGCUGUCAGAAGUCGACCCUUGAAGACGACUACAACAUCAGAUGAUGAACCUGGAUUGACAGCAGUCAGGACAUCCAACCUACACCAGGAGACCACUCUUCCCUCAGCAGCUGGAUUUCCUAAAGACUCGUCUGAUGUGACUCUUCCCAGAAGCAAAGAUGCUCUCUUCCAGAUCAGAUCUCCCGAGGAUAUAUUGCUCCUCUUUCGAUCAGAGCCAGAUACCUCUCACCUGCUUGCCACGCUGAGCAAGCUCUCCGAGCCAGGCAGCGUUGGCGACUUCAACUUCUUCGACACUGGUCCUUUACAAACGCGGAUAACAAGCUCACUCGUCAACGAUAUCCUGCCAAAUUUCUGGCCCACACUGAAAGCCGAGGAACAACUACUUCUAGCGGCAACCCUACGGAGCUUGACUGGCAUCAACGCCGUCCUUGCGAAGCUUAAACAAACCUCACCAUCGGGACGAGACCGCAUUUCAGACAAUGGCCAGCAAGUCACAGUACUCAUAGACUGCCUCACUCUCAUCCUAUCUGGGAACGACACUGCCCUGCGGCUUUCUCAUCAUGCUGAUAAUGACCAGACAGAGCUUACUACCAAGCAACACCUCAUGGCCCGGGAACUCGCUACCUUACUUGGUUCAGGCAAGAUCGUCUCCAUUGUUGCACAAGCAACUGACACAGUCAAGCUUGAUCAUGGAAUGCCAACCUGGCUCGCAAAAGGAACGGAUUUUGCAGCUUGGCUUGGCCGCAACAUAGCAACCAUCUAUCAAUCGCUCGAUGGAGAGAUCGAUGAAGUGGCAAUGCGGGCAUAUGGUGCACAAGUCCUGACCAAAGCCUUGAAUAUUGGCUACCCGAAUGCGCUGCUUUGGGCAAUGAUACCACUCUUGAUCGACGACGAUGCGCAGAUGUUGGGCUAUAUGCUACAUAGUCUUCCCAUGCAUGCCAAGAAGCAGCUUCUAGAACAGCUACUGCGAUGGCUAUCUAGUCUGACAUCAUCUUCCGGCAUUGAUGUUGAGAAGGACCUCGAAAACGUUCCGUCAGUCAUGCCCUCAAUAUUCGGGUUCCUCAACGCCGUCGUAUCAGACGACUCCGCCGUCCAAAGGCAUCUUCAAAUCUUUCUCGCCGACCCGAUCCUCAGCUCAUCACUCACCUACCCUAUCCGGCAAGCCGCAACAUCAGCCCUAGCAACCAUAGCCCCAGAUUCAUUACAAGAUCUCCUCGAAAAGCUCAUGGCGACUUUCUCAGCCCGCCUCUUCAUCGAUCACGCCCCUGUGCUUCAGCAGGAAAGUAUAGCACAAACACUAUUACUGACUGCCGGCUACUUGCAUCGACACAAUCCAAUGGCCGUGUUAGUGAUUGCCAGGUCGUCAAGUCAUAUGCAAGGAACCAGCAAUCGACUCGAUGCGUCAGGUCAUCGAGCAAGAUGGCUUGGGAUGGUGGUCGCUAUGGCGGUGUCAUCUCUCAUUGAUAAGGGGGGAAGCAAGAUGAAUUUUGGGACCGACGAGGUACAAACUGAGGAAGCGGAGUGGUACAUGGGCUUAGUCACAGCGAAAGGAGACAUCGGUGAUCUUGCCAGGUUCAGAGAUAUGCUGCUAAAGACCGUAUCUCAGUCGACAAAUACUCACAGCAAGCCUGCCAAGAAACAGGCGAUGUCCUCCAGUAUCAAUGGAAUAGCAGUCUUCGGCCCAGCGCGACCUCCACGACCAGCACAGACAGAGGUGAUCGGAGAGAAGAUCACAGAACUGGUAGAAGAGGACUCCGACGAAGAUGAUGAGGACUUAAAACCCUACGCCAAACCGGACAGCGACGCAGAAGACAGUGAUGAGGAUGCUACCCUCGUUAACCGCAACAAAGCAAGACCUCCGGUCUACAUUCGCCAUCUCAUGGCCAUGCUCCGCGACGACGAAAGCCACGAUCGCUUCCAGCUGGGCAUGCAGCAUGCCGCACGCCUGAUCCGCCGCAAAGCAAACUUUGGCAAAGAAGUCAAAGACCAUGCCGAGGAGCUGUUGGGCAUCCUCUGCAACCUCCAAGAUCCCUUCUUCACACCCGACUUCGACGAGCUGAAGUUACAAGCCAUGAUAGCCGCGCUACUGAGCGACGUAGAGCAUAUUGGUCCCUGGCUAAGCCGGCAAGCCUUUGUCGAAGGCUAUUCGAUUGCUGAACGCUGUAUCAUACUCAGCGCGCUCGGUCUCGGGGGUCGAGAACUAGCAGGUUUCAAGAACGAAGACGAGCUCAACCCGACGAUCUCGGGGACUGACUUUGCGAGCACGCGUUUGCCCGCUCGUUUGCAUGCCACGUACACGGCCGAGCACAGUACUAGUACUAAGCUGAUCGAUACAGCCAGCAGGAAGAUUGAGGAUCAACUGAUGCAACCUUUGGCAUUGAAGGCUGCAGAUGUGACUACAGCCCAUCUCAAUGCUGUCAAAGUCCGCACCUUCUCCUCUCGGAUGGAAGUCGAGCGAACAAAACGCAAAGCACCCGCCAAUCAGCUCGCCAAAGUCUUCGGUCCAGCAUUCUUUGUCCCCUUGCUCAACCUGUAUCAGCAAGAAUUGGCUGCGUACGGAUCACGUAGCGUCUUCUCAUCCACGCAGAUCGUGUUGACGACCUUCUUGCGAACACUAGCAUUACUUCUCCACGCCAGCGGUCCAGCAACAAUGGCACUACCGCAGAUCACAACGGAUUUCUGGGAUCUACUUCUCAGCCUCCGCGUCCAGACCAUCACGAUCUUGCCGGUCCUUGAAGCCGUGCUGUUCGCUCUCCUGACAUUACUGGAAGUGAACACGGACAAGAGGCGUCUGGCGCAAGAGGAAGCCAAGAAAAUGAUAGAGACCCAGACCUGGGUUGAGAUGGUUUUCGAGCGAACGGGUGGAGGCGAUGGGGCGAUGGUUGGCGGUGGUGGCGAGGAGGAAGCGAAAGUACGAAGCCUGGCGGCGGGGGUGCUGAUAAAGCUCAGGGAGGUCGUGGAGGAGUAUCAGAAGGAGUUAUUUGGGAGGGUGAUCGACUUUCUCUAUCUGACGGCCCGGCUGGUGGAACCGAUGCCCAUCGGUCUGCCACUGGUCGGCAACCUGCCGGUCUAUGUCUGGAGGGGUUCAACAUUAUGCAGUCGAUGCAAGGACCUCGUGCUGCGACACCUCACCUUCACUGUGUCAACGGCACCACCCUGGUCCUGUGAGACAUUCGUCGAGGUCGAGGUCGGCUGCCAAUCAUUCGACCCAUCUCGCAAUGCAGGAUUAUGCAACGCACCGGAUGCAGAGCAGAAAGUCGAAGAAGCGGAACGUCAAUGA
Molecule: messenger RNA, 3297 nt
Organism: Recurvomyces mirabilis
Lineage: Eukaryota; Fungi; Ascomycota; Dothideomycetes; Mycosphaerellales; Teratosphaeriaceae
Gene: TEL2
Product: telomere binding protein
Exons: 2
Coding region: 1-3297 (1098 amino acids)
Biological process (GO): telomere maintenance via telomerase; protein stabilization
Cellular component (GO): cytosol
Molecular function (GO): telomeric repeat DNA binding; Hsp90 protein binding
Source: RefSeq, a predicted model, not a curated record